Messenger RNA from Scleropages formosus (Asian bonytongue), 3664 nucleotides. RefSeq names its product nucleolar protein 6 (RNA-associated) (gene nol6). The transcript has 26 exons. Lineage: Eukaryota; Metazoa; Chordata; Actinopteri; Osteoglossiformes; Osteoglossidae. Gene Ontology annotation, biological process: rRNA processing; tRNA export from nucleus. The coding region runs from base 100 to 3564 and encodes 1154 amino acids. Gene Ontology annotation, cellular component: UTP-C complex; small-subunit processome; CURI complex. The record is from RefSeq and is a predicted model, not a curated record.
UGUCCCAGGACGCACAUGUGAGACCUUAUGGUGAAAUGCAUGACUGAGGUUGUGUAGCGACAGUACUUGUAAAGAACGUGUUUUUUAAAAUUUUGAUGAAUGACGAUGAAGAGAAAGGCCAAGAAACUACCUGCCUCGAAAUCAGCGGAAGAGGUGGAGAAUUCAGACCCAUCAUCACACGGUGAGGAAGAAGAGGAUGAGGAGGAGCUCCCGACACCGUCGAAGGCGACGAAGACGGAAGAUCAUGCUUCGGAGGAAUCGGUCCCGCGUCCCCAGAAGCUCUCCAAGGGGGAGUUGUACAAACCCCCGACUGCUGAGGAGCUGCACCAGCUCAAGGAGGCUGAGAGCCUGUUCCACUGCAAUCUGCUGAAGAUGCAGAUGGAGGAGCUGUUGAAAGAAGUGGUCUUGAGCGAACGCAGGAAACGUUUGGUGGACUCUUUCAUAAUGAAGAUCAAAGCGUUGCUUCAAAAUGUUCCGCAGACCCGUGAGGUGGAGCUGAAUGACCAUUCUUGGAUUUCCGAGGGGGUCAAGGUACCAUUUCUCUGGGUCCCAAAGACCACCAAGGGCAAGUUUCACAUGGCACCCCCCGCCUCUGUUUCCCUGGUGGGUAGUUACCCACUGGGCACCUGCACGAAACCGUCGGUAUCUGUGGAUCUUUCCGUCAUCAUGCCUCCUGCUGUCCUGCACCCUAAGGAUGUCUUGAACCAGAGGUACCCACGGAAAAGAGCUCUCUACCUGGCAGGCUUGGCACAGCACCUCAGGUCAUCUCCUGAAAUCGGAACGCUGCGCUACUCCUGUCUGCAUGGCAACCGCCUCCGGCCCCUUUUACUGCUGACACCUCCAGGAAAAGACUCCAACUCCCUCACUGUGAAGAUCCAUGUUUACCCCCCACCGGGAUUCUUCAAGCCCAGCCUUUUCCACCCGAAAAGGAACAACGUCCGGACGCACUGGUACACGGGCCUAGAGGCUCCACAGCCUGAUGCAGUUGGGCCACCAACGCCUCACUACAACAGCUCCCUUCUGGGAGACGUCUUGCCAAAGGCACAUCUGCAGUUUCUGUCUGCCAUAUCUGCGCAGUGCAGCGCCUUUGGUGAAGCUGUGGCCCUGCUCAAAGUAUGGCUCAGGCAGAGACAGCUGGAUCGGGGUGCAGGGUGUUUCAGUGGGUUUGUGGGCUCCAUGCUGGUGGCCUACCUUCUCUCCUCGCACAGAGUCAGCAACAGCAUGACUGCCUAUCAGCUGCUUAGGAACUCCCUGCAUUUUUUAGCCUCCACUGACCUCACGAAGAAUGGGAUCACUCUGGCAAAGAACCCAGAUUCAAAGGCGCCUACGCUCCAUGAGUUCCACAGCACCUUCCAAGUGGUCUUUGUGGAUCCCUCCGGGUACCUUAACCUCUGUGCAGACAUGACAGCUAACACUUACAAACAGGUUCAGAAUGAGGCUUCGCUGUCCCUGCAGUUCUGGGAUGACCCCACAGUAGAUGGCUUCCAGGCCCUUUUGAUGACUCCCAAACCCCUCAUCAGAACUUGUGACCAUGUCUUCCAGCUUCAUGGGCUGGUCAAGCUACAGGCCUCCUGCAAGAAGCUCAACCUCCUUGGUGAACUGAUGGACCACGGUGGAGACUAUGUGCUCACAGCACUGCCCUUCAUUCUCUCCCUUUUACAACUGGGACUGGGAAAAAGGAUCCAUCUGCUGACGCAUUCCUUGACGGCUGACCCGGAGUGGUCUGUGGACAGCGAACCCCCCAAACACAAGGACCAGACACCGUUGUCCUUUGGCCUCUUGCUGAACCCUGAGCAUUCGUCCUCUGUGCUAGAGAGGGGUCCCCCAGCGGACAGUCCCGAGGCGGCAGAGUUCAGGCAGCUGUGGGGUCCUCGGGCGGAGCUGCGGCGCUUUCAAGAUGGUGCCAUCACCGAGGCCGUGCUGUGGGGGGGCUCGUCUGCCUGCCAAAAAAGGCUGGUUCCCCGCGAGAUCAUCACACAUCUGCUUCAGCUUCACGCUGAUAUUCCAGAGUCCUGCGUGCGAUACGUUGGAGGGCUUUUUGACGAUGUCAUCAAAAUUGGGCGGAGGUCUUGCAGCACCGGAGAGGAGGAAAGCCUGAAGGUGGUGCAGUCCUUUGACGACCUGAGUCGCAAGCUAUGGCAGUUGGAGGAUCUGCCUCUGUCCAUCACCUCCGUGCAGGCUGCCCACCCGGCCCUGAGAUACACGCAGGUGUUUCCUCCGGUCCCUCAGAAGCUCGACUACUCGUUUUUCGAACAAGACAAGCAGUCAAGGGCGCUAGUGCCACACAAGGACAAGCCGUGCCCCGUAUUCAUCCCCCCUCUACAAGUGAUCUGCCACAUGGAGGGCAGCGGGAAGUGGCCCCACGAGCGGCUGGCCAUCCGCCACGUCAAGGCCGCCUUCCACAUCCGCCUUGGGGAGCUGCUCAGGAAGCAGCACAUGUACACUUGCAGUACCACUCCUACGCACGUGGACGUCUACAAGGAUGGCCUCAUAUUCCGUAUUCAGGUGGCCUAUCACCGGGAGCCCCAGGUCCUGAGGGAAAGCAUUGGCCCUGAUGGGUUGCUGCGUUACCGUGAUAACGAAGAGGCUCAGGCUCUAGAAAUGGAAACCCUUCACAGGCCCUACCUCACCAGCACGCUUCAUGGGCUCCAGCAACAACACCCGUCCUUUGGAGUGACGUGUCGGCUGGCCAAGCGGUGGCUGGCAGCCCAGCUAUUCAGUGAUGAGGUCGACGAGGAUGCAGCUGACCUCCUUGUCGCUUCGCUCUUCCUACAGCCCGUUCCAUUCACUCCUCCCAGCUCCCCUCAGGUUGGCUUCCUGCGCUUCCUCCACCUGCUCUCCUCCUUUGACUGGAAGAACUGUCCUUUAGUGGUCAACUUCAACAGCCAGCUCACGGCUUCAGACUAUGUCGAGAUAAAGAACAAUUUCAUUGCAUCCCGAGAGAGUCUGCCUGUCAUGUUUAUCGCCACGCCAAAGGACAAGAAGGUCUCCAUUUGGACCAAGCAGGGGCCAUCAGUGCAGAUGCUGCAGCGACUUAUUGUCGUGGCUUCAGAGAGCCUGCGAGUCCUGGAGGCACAGCUGCUGGACCCGAGUCAGAACCAAGAUGUUCGGGUGGCCCUGCGGCCCCCGCUGGACAUGUAUGAUGUGCUGAUUCACCUGAACCCCAAGUACGUGCCGCUGCUGGACCAGGCCGUCGACCCACCUCACAUCACGUUUAGCAGGGGCACCGUGCCUGGUUCUGCACCCAGCACCAGAGGGCUCCUCCCCGUCAUCGACUUUAACCCGGUCAGCCUGUACCUGGCUGAGCUUCGGGAUGCAUUUGGACACUUGGCGCUGUUUUUCUGCGACCCCUACGGUGGUACGGUCAUUGCAGUGCUGUGGAAACCACAAGCCUUCAAAGCACAGCCUUUCAAGACCUCACAGAUGAGUGCUCGCUGCGUGGAGGUGAGUGGAGACGAGGCUCACAGCCUUCCCAAUGUGGAGGCCAUCCUGGAGGACUUCCGUAUCAUGGGGGACGCUCUCGUCAGGAAGGUAGAGCCAAGGAUGGAGAACUGGGUGGUCUGAAGAGCCCUGUUCUUCGUCACUGUUGUGAUUUGCAACCGCAACCCCUCUGGCUUAGGUUACAUAAUGGACUUUUUUUUUUUUUUUUUCCCUUUCUUCUGUG